AACACAGUGAGGUAUGUUAAGAAGGGCCUAGAGAUAUGUCAAUACACCGAGUGAGAUGACAGCAGGCUAUCUCAGAUACAGUUAAUAAUAUUUAAUUCAAACAUGCCGUCGAUUAUGGAAGAAUAGUGGAAGAAUAGUUAGUCUGCCAGGUGAAAUAAUAAGAAGAUCCUGGAUUAGAGAAGACUAAAUAGCCAUUAAACAUGUGUAAUUAUGAAUCCCUUUGAUGAUGAUGACUCCUCCAUGGCUGAGUGCUGUCGGGCUCUCUGGAGCAAGGCUUUCCCAAGGGCUUUGAUAUGAAAUAUCAGAUGUUCCGCUGGCUGUGCCUGCUCAGCCUGAGCGUGCUCAGCCUCCCCGUGUUGUUCUGGUAUGUAUACGGAUAUGUGAUCACACGGUACGGUUCGUCUCUGGCUCUGCAGAGCAGCGGGCUCCAGGGCUACAUGAGGAUCACCACCGGCAGGAUGGACCAGUUCCUGCACAUGCACUGCAACCAGUGUGCCUUGGUGUCCAGCUCAGGCCAGAUGCUCGGAGCUGGCGUCGGAGAAGAGAUAGAAAAAGUCGGAUGCGUGAUCCGGAUGAACAAUGCACCCACACAGGGCUAUGAGAAAGACGUAGGGAGCCGCACCAGUAUUCGGGUUGUGUCUCACACCAGCGUUCCCCUGUUGGUAAAAAACGAGCGCUACUAUUUCCAGCAAUCAGCAGAAACCACGUAUGUGUUCUGGGGUCCUGAGAGGAACAUGAGGCAAGACGGGAAAGGACGCACCUUCAAUACUCUCCUGAAAAUAGCAGAGAGGUAUCCAAACGUCCGAAUCUACGCUGUGACCAGAGAGAAAGUUCAGUACUGUGAUGGUGUGUUUCAGAAUGAAACUGGAAAAAACAGAAUGAAGACGGGGGCAUUUCUCAGCACUGGAUUCUUCACAAUGAUUCUGGCUAUAGAUAUGUGUGACAGCAUCCAUGUUUAUGGAAUGAUCGAUGAUAACUACUGCAGUCGAGCCAAUCAUAGUGCUGUACCUUACCAUUACUACGAGAGCAACCGAGUCGAUGAGUGCAGGAUGUACCGGGUCCACGAGCACAUACAACGUGGGGGUCAUCGCUUCAUCACUGAGAAGGCCAUCUAUGCCAGAUGGGCAACGCGGCACAAAAUGGAGUUUAAACACCCGUCAUGGAGCCUCUAAAGAAGGAGACAUUAAAACACAGAAGAUGCUCCUCAAUCGGCCGUACGGUGGUAUUCACUUUUGCUGGAUUUUGGUCGUCUUUGCUGAAGAUUUUUAGCGAUGCCUGAGCAGAAACUUUAUCAAGCACAUGUCAUUGUUACUGCUGGACUCCAGCUUUCAUUUGGAAUUUUACUUUUUUACAGUUUUUAAGUAGAAAAGCGUUUCAUUUGAUACUGGCUCAUCGUGGAUUAAAUGAUUUGCAGCCAUACAUAUAAAACAAUGCUUUAGAUGUACCAGCAUUCAACUGGUAACAGGUGGUAGAGUACCACUCUCAGUAUUACUGAAUACUUACUGUUAUGUAUAGCCAUAUAUCAGUAUAGAUACUGAAAACGCGUUAAGCCACUAAACUAGACACUAAAGCCAGUUUAUACCAAAGUUUACCAUUUUUAAUUUUCUUUAUACCUGUGCCUUGACUCUCAGUUUUAUUCCGCACAAUGUUUUAUUUUAUGCUGCUGCAAUUAGGCUUGUAAGUGUAUUGUUUAGGGCCGCAAAUAAUAAUUAAUCUGGCAUUUCUUUUCUUAAUAAUCGAAUAAUCGUUUGGUCUACAAAUUGUCAGAAAGUAGUAAAAACAAUGCCCAUCACAGUUUCCCAGAACUCAAAUUUAUGUGUUUAAAUUAUUUGUUUUGUUCAACCACUGGUCCAAAACCCAAAGUUAUUAAUUUUACAAAGUCAAAGUUAACGCGUUAACACAAAGUUGUGUUUCUCACACAAAUUCUUUAACGCAUUAACGCAACCGAUCUUUCGAGGGUUGUAGUGGUUGUAGCUA
Sebastes umbrosus (honeycomb rockfish) is the source of this 1977-nucleotide messenger RNA. RefSeq names its product ST6 (alpha-N-acetyl-neuraminyl-2,3-beta-galactosyl-1,3)-N-acetylgalactosaminide alpha-2,6-sialyltransferase 4 (gene st6galnac4). The record is from RefSeq and is a predicted model, not a curated record. Gene Ontology annotation, molecular function: alpha-N-acetylgalactosaminide alpha-2,6-sialyltransferase activity. The transcript is spliced from 5 exons. Gene Ontology annotation, biological process: ganglioside biosynthetic process; oligosaccharide metabolic process. Lineage: Eukaryota; Metazoa; Chordata; Actinopteri; Perciformes; Sebastidae. Bases 294 to 1172 code for a protein of 292 amino acids.